Molecule: messenger RNA, 7225 nt
Organism: Mobula hypostoma (lesser devil ray)
Lineage: Eukaryota; Metazoa; Chordata; Chondrichthyes; Myliobatiformes; Myliobatidae
Product: leucine-rich repeat and immunoglobulin-like domain-containing nogo receptor-interacting protein 3
Exons: 2
Coding region: 594-2438 (614 amino acids)
Cellular component (GO): extracellular matrix
Molecular function (GO): protein binding
Source: RefSeq, a predicted model, not a curated record
GCGUAUGUGACACACAGGGAACUAGAGUUGCCUUUGUCAUUCACCAUGGCUGCCUGCGAAGAUCUGCAAAUUGUAACAGCGAACCAUUAAAGACAAUCUCUGGAGGUUCGAGGAUCUUAAUACACAGAAUGACUUUUUUCUGUUGUGGUGUUAAUUGAAAGGGCCGGGACAUUUGGCACCAGUGAGUGACAAGUGGUUCUCUAAGCACCUCUGGCAGAUGUAACCCUGUCAGAGCUUUUAAAAUUGAAGUUUUGUCUGGAAACUGAUCACUAACAGCAGAUGAAGUGAAGGUUGAUUCUGGGACACCAGCUCUUCCUUAAGCUGUCCCCAAAGGAAAGCGAAAUGAGCAAAAUAUAUCUGCAUUCCUAAAAUAGCAGCAGGCAGUGUGAGCUGACUGGCCUGCAGGAAAAAAACAUGAAAAGUACCUUACAGGCAUUCAUUCAGCUUCUAUUCUGUUCAGUGCGUUACCACAAGUCUUUCACUGUCUGUUUCUGGUCAGCAGCUUAGACCAAAGCUGCACAGCUGCUACUGGAGCUAAGCAAUGAUAACGGUAUGGACUGUGGGGAUGAAUACAAACCUCGGUACAUGGGAGAAUGAGAGAUUGUGCCAGUAACAUCAUGCUUUCCACCAUGUCAUCAUGUUGCCAGCAGUUUCUGGGUCUCACCCUGAUGGUUCUGGUCACACGUUCGACGGUCAGCUGUCCGGCGCGGUGUGAGUGCGCCCCUCAGAUCAAGUCAGUGGUCUGCCACAGGAAGCGACUGACUGCCAUUCCGGAAGGUAUUCCCAUUGAAACCAAAGUCCUGGACCUAAGCAAAAACAGGCUUCGAUGUAUCAGCUCUGGCGACCUGUCGACAUUCCCUCUUUUGGAAGAGGUUGACCUGAGUGAGAACAUCAUCACCAAUAUAGAACCCGGUGCCUUCAGCAACCUGUUCAACCUGCGCUCCUUGCAACUACGCGGGAACCAGCUCAAGCUGAUCCCCACCGGUGUCUUCUCACGCCUCACCAACCUCACCCGCCUGGACCUCAGUGAGAACAAGAUUGUCAUCUUGCUGGACCACAUGUUCCAGGACUUGCGGAACCUGAAGCAGUUGGAGGUGGGCGACAAUGACUUGGUUUACAUCUCCCAGCGGGCCUUCAGUGGCCUGCUUGGCCUGGAACAACUCACCAUUGAGAAGUGUAACCUGACCUCCAUCUCUGCCGAAUCCCUCUCCUAUCUGGAGAACCUGGGCACCCUCCGGCUGCGUUACCUCAGCAUCAGCUUCCUGGAGGAGCAGAACUUCAGGAAGCUCUACAACCUGAAGGAAUUGGAGAUCGAUUCCUGGCCUCUUCUGGAGACCAUCACUCCCACCACCCUGUAUGGUCUGAACCUCACCUAUCUCUCCAUCACCAGCACCAACCUCUCCUCAGUUCCCUCCGGAGCCUUCAGAAACCUGGUCUAUCUCAAGCUGUUGAACUUGUCCUACAACCCCAUCACCACCAUAGAAUCCGGAUCCUUCCGUGACUUAAUCCGGCUUCAGCACUUGUACUUGGUAAGUACAAUGCUCACCACCAUCCAGCCACAUGCAUUUCUGGGGCUGAAGCAGCUCCAAGUGCUGAACGUUUCCAACAAUUUCUUGGCGACGCUGGAAGAGAGCACUUUGCACUCGGUGGCCAACCUGGCUGUGCUACGUCUUGACAACAACCCCCUCUCCUGCGACUGCCGCCUCCUGUGGCUUCUGCAGAAGAGAAAAACACUGAGUUUCGACCAUAAGCAACCAGUGUGCGCCUCCCCAGCGGACAUUCAAGGCAGCCGGCUGAAUGACUUUGAGGACUCUGCCCUUCACGACUACUUUACUUGCCAAAAGCCCAAAAUACGGGACCGAACACCGCAGCGCGUGACAGCAGGUGAGGGACAGACGGUCUACUUCACCUGCCGGGCAGACGGAGAGCCGGCACCGGUGAUAAUGUGGGUGUCUCCCCAGCGGAGGAUGAUCACUAGCAAGAGCAACGGCCGAGCUACCAUUCUGCCGGGAGGAACCCUGGAGAUCCGCUUCGUCCAGGUGCACGACAGUGGCACCCAUAUCUGCAUCGCCAGCAAUGCCGGCGGAAAUGACACGUCCUUCGCCGUGCUAACGGUGAAGAGCCAGAGAUCAGACGGAUCCCUGUACGCCAACAGGACCUCGUCCCUCUCAGAGUUCAACGAGACUGCCCUCAAUGAUACGCAGGUGCUCCUGAAGUUUACCCUGGACCUGAAGACCAUCCUGGUGUCCACCGCCAUGGGUUGUAUCACCUUCCUGGGUGUGGUGCUGUUCUGCUUUCUGAUCCUGUUUGUGUGGAGCCGAGGGAGAGGGCACCACAAGAACAACUUCUCAGUGGAGUACUCCUUUCGCAAGGUGGACGGGCCAACCGUGAGUGGCGGACAAGGAGGUGCCAGAAAGUUCAAUAUGAAGAUGAUAUAAGUCAUUGCUGGGACCCCUCUGGUUAUAAGUUUACCUGUGGUCAAUAAGAUGGUUGAUCAUCUGAUUCAUGCAGACGUUUGCUUAUAAUGUUCAAAUAAUAAGCAUAAUCUACAGUAAGUUGUGUGGGUUACUCUGGCUCAGAGAGCUGGAAAUGCAUGCUGUAAAUAGUCACUCAGUGCCGGAAUGGAUUUGGGCUGUCACAAUCAUUGGCACCAACUUGAUUUGAAAAAAAAUAGUUAUUUUUGUCACAUCUGGGUAGAAAUGGAAUUGUGACUGAAUUUGAAUGUACUAAAAGGUGGACGAUGCAGAACUGCUCCCGAUACUCCGGGUUGUACAUGAAGGUGAUGAUAUUCUGUGGGACACAGCGCCUUUGAGUGAUUGCUUUGAGGCACAAGGUGUUAGGAAGUGUAGAGGAAUCUUGACCCCAACGCAGAGCAGUGGAGGCAAUUUAGCAGUAAGGGGUCACUUUGAUAAUAAACUGCAAAAUAUCAAGCCGUGAGUGGCCACUAAACAAGAGGGAAUGAAUACUUAAGGCAACAAGGACAUUGAAGGCUAGGGGCAACUGGUUGAGGCUGGCUGGUUUGUGGAAGUGAACAAGGACUGUGGAUGAGAGCUGGGUUUAAAUAGGCUGCAGGUGAUGAGUUGGAAACAAGUGGCAGGUGACUCGUGUUAGCUGGCUGGAGACUGGGAGGUGCCUGCUGGUGCAGGCCUGACAUAAGGAGGCUGUUGGGGCCUGUCUGCCGCAGUCAGACAGGGCCCAAGGGUGGAGAGCGGUGAAGGGCUCUUCAUUCGCACAGACAGCAGGCCAAGUGCUCAAGCCAGACAGAUGGCCAGAAAAGCUGCUGCUCCAACCAAAUGUUGGCCAACGCUGGUCAGCAUGGCAAGGCAAGUUUUCAGUAUGGGCCCCCCUCAAGCCCAGUUUCGAUGGCAUCCAUUGUCCAUGCAUCCCAUCCAGGUACUUUACCUUUCCAACUAAUGUCAUAAGCCCAGGAAGCAUAAAAAGUCCCGUAAUGCAUCCUCCUCUAGUUAUCCAUCACCCUGUAUUACUUGACUGAAUAUUCAGAUGCUUUGAUUAUUCGGACAAAUAAUCCCCAUGUGACAAGCAAGCACAGGCCCUAAAUACUGCCAACCAUGUGUACACGGCCAUGAGAAUCCAUUGUCACUUCCUCUGGGAGAUGGAAAGAUGUUGGAAGCGUUGCUUGGAAAUAAAACUCAGUUAAUUCUCCCCCUCGAUAAUGAAAUGCUGCUUCAAUGGUUAUCUCAAUUUGAAGUUCCUUUAACAGGCGAUCAAAUGGAUAACUUGCUCAUGUUGUUCCAUCGUUACCAGAAAGUAAUGUAACUGUACACUAUUUCUUUCCGCAUUUUUAUUAAAUCUGACUGCAUUUGGAUUUAAAGAAGGAUCCAUUCUGAACUUUCUGAAUAGAUAAAUCUUUGUCAGCUGUCUGAAUUAGACCUUUUAUUUUAAAUUAAGGGACAAGCAAAACGUUACCAUGGCAAUAGGUGCAAAACUGUUUAAUUUAAUGUUUUUAUUGUUUUGUAAAAAUAUCCCAAAAAAGAUAUUAUGCUUUUGCCAGUGGCUUGCAGAGUCUUUUUGAUGCUUUCCUCAUCCUUUACCCUAGCCACAAAUAUCUCCCGAUCCCCAUUCAUCAAAAAACUUUCACCUAAAGCAAUUGUGUAUCAAUUCCACAUCACUUUACAGACACAACACACAAUAUUCAAACAGUAUUAUACUCUAAUAAGCAAAUACAUGUUUUAAAAAACUGACUAGCUUGUCAUAUGGGACACAGUUCACUGCAGCAAAGACUAAAUCAGAAAUAAGUGCAUAAACGCAAGAUUCUGCAGAUGCUGGAAAUGUUUGGGGAGGCCAACAUGACUUUUCAUAUUAAACAGCCUGCAUUAUUGAUAAUGCUGUAGCUUUGGAGCAGACUCAGGCUAGAAAUUGCUCCCACCUAGAAAGGCCUUUCAAUUGGAGGGAUGGGGUUGGGGGAUGUCAUUGGAGGGGAGUGAGGGGAAUUCAGUGUUGGACUUCAGGCAGGAACUUAAAGAGUUAAGGACGUAUUUUAGUUGGAAUUUGGAGGACUGAUGCAACCAGGUUGGGUUGGGGAUAAGAAAGCAUCUGAGAAAUGAUCAGAGAACCAAACUAGGAAACAGCCACCCGGGCGUCAACAGGAUUCAGAAUCGGAAUUAUUCACCACACGUACAUCAAAACAUACAGUGAAGUGUGUAACUUGCAUUAACAACCAACCCUGGAAUGUAUCGACACACAUUCCAGGGCCAAUAUAGCAUGCCUACAACGUUCAACAGACUAACACAAGGAACGAUCUCACAAAACAGGACAACAUGGAAAAACUACUGUCAGAAGGUUAAGGUGUUUGACACUGUCUGCCAUGAACUAGCCAGGCUGAUCUCCCUUAGUUAGCUCAGAAUCAGGUCAAAGCCUGGAUCUGCGUGACUGACCCAGAACAAUCAUAAGUCACAGGUGACCAAAAGAUCUAAAGGAAACCCUCCAGUGGGAAGGUUGGAGUGUUUGACACUGCUGGGAGUAGCCAGGCUGAUCUCCCACAGUUAGCUCAGCAUCAGGCCCAAGCUGGCAAGUUAAGGCUUGGAUCUGUGUGACAGACCUGGAGCAAUCACGGACUACAGAUAACAAAAUGAAGUGAAUGUUACUGCCCAGCUAUAGAAUCCUCUAGGCCAUGCACACAGGGCAGCUUGAACAUCUGUAAAAUAACGUCAUCUAUCUUUGCCUUCUGUUUACAGGUAAGUCAAAUCAAAUCAAGUUUAAUUAUCAUUCAAACCAUACAUGAAUACAGCUGAAGGAGACAGUGUUUCUCUGGGGCCAAAUAGAGAGAGAGAGAGAGAGAGAGAGAGAGAGAGAGAGAGAGAGAGAAACACACACAACAGAAGAAAACUCAUGUCUAGUCCAAGUCCCUGAGUGACGUGCAAAUUGAUGGUACAGCUCCUGGCCAUACAGCCUGUCAUUCCACCAGUCAAAUGUUGGAGGGCAAAUAAAAAUCUUUCAAUUAACAUACAAAAGAAUUUCUAGGCAUGGUAUUUUCUCCUGUGAUUGAGGAUAAUUGGCUUCCACUCCGGACUGAGGGAAGGGCACACGCUGCCACAGCUGGGACAGGUGAACUGCAUGGGUGAUAGUGUAGCAUUGGUGUGCUCCUUUUGCCGUUAACACUGGAGUCAGAACUCAUUAACUCGAUGUUCUCAGUGCCGCCCUGAAGACUUAUGCAACAUCUUGGGCCGUCACAGGGAGUCCCGUUGCUCAGCAGAGAUGUUACACUUUGAAAACUUCCGUGACUCUUUUCCAUUGUCCACCAGGCUCUUGCCAUAAUGCAGGUCAGAGUAGAGAGUCUACCUCAGAGGUCUGAAUUUGGAUAUGUGAAAGAUGUGGCCCAUUCAUGAGAACUGACUGAGUCUAGUUAGAAAGCUCAACAAUAGGGAUGUUGUCCUGGGAGAGACUACCAACAUUGGUCACAGUGUCUACCGGUAGAUUUGGAAUGGCACUUUAGGAAUGCAUGACCACCUCUAUAAACUGGCCAGUUCCUGUGAUGUGCAGUCAGUUAAAGAUUACCUAGUCUUAAGACCAUAAGACCAAAAGACAUAGGAGCAGAAUUAGGCCAUUUAGUCUAUCGAGUCUGCUCCACCAUUCAAUCAUGGCUGAUUUAUUAUCAUUUCAACCCCAUUCUGCUACCUUCUCCUCAUAACCUCUGACACCCUGACCUACCAUGAACCUAUCAAACUCUGCUUCAAAUAUUCUAUUGACUUGGCCUCCGUGGCCAUAUAUAUGUUAACAAAUUUCAUGACACAUGCUAGUGAUAUAAACCUGAUUCUGAUUCUGAAUUCCACAUAUUCAGCACCACCUUGCUAAAGAAAUUCCUUCCCAUCUCUUGUCUGACUGGAUGUCCCAUAUUCUGAGGCAGUACCUUCUGGUCCUAGAAUGCCCCACUAUUGGAAAUACCCUCUCUACAUCCACUCUAUCCAGGCCUUUCAGUAUUUUAUGUUGCAUAAAGGAGGCCACUCUCAUCAUUGGCCAACAUUGGUGUGGUAUUGAUUUGUAGAGAAGAGAAUCAGUCCAUUACCCACUGUGCUCAUACUGAUCCUUUUGCCGAAGUACACUAACUCCAUCACGCACAUUGGCACCGUAUCUCUCCACUGACAUUAUGGAUUCUCUGAUACCCAGUACAAGGCCAGAGUCACCAAUCACAACAUGAAAAGAAAGGAAACAAUUCAAGCUAUGAAAUUUGAAAAAGAAGAAUGAGAGUGAAUAUAUCUUUGAUAAAAAGUACAGAAGUAUUAAGGUGAACAGAUGCAUAAUGCUUUCAAAAAUAUAUAACUUUCAAAGUAGUUUUCAGAUAGUGCUGAAAAUAACAAUAUUGGGAUUAAUUAAAUCAUUUAUCCUCAUCUGUUCUUCAGUAUGCGUAUCGACUGACUGAAUUUCUGGAAUAUCUAGAUAGAAUUAACCAUUUUUAUACACUGUAAUAUCUGUGGUUCUGCCAAAUGUGUGCGGUAUGAACGUGUUAGAGUAAUGAGGUCUUCACAUCAUCAAUAACGAGCGUUGCUGCAAUGUCACCUGUGCUUCCAACUCGAAUGGCAAUAAUCUGUUUUGUUUCAAAACUUGUUCAAACUAUAUAAAUAUGUAAAAAUGUAACAGGAGAGAAAACUUUUUUGAAAAAUAAAUUACUCGUCACACAAAAUGAUUAUUAUUUUUUCUAAACCAUUGGAUUCUGUGGUUCUCUCUGUAAACUGGACAUGGGUUAAUUUCUGGGAACGUCUGAUGAUUA